CUGCACUUCCUUCCCCAAAGAGGCUGCAGGAGGUGAGUCUUCCCAUCGUGUCCAACAGGGAUUGUAGGGAGGUCUACGGUGGUAUAGUCACAAACAACACAAUCUGUGCCGGUGUGACCCAGGGAGGACAGGGGACCUGCCAGGGGGAUUCAGGCGGCCCGCUGGUGAAGAAUAACGGCUUUAUCUGGGUUCAGGCUGGAGUUGUGAGUUUUGGAUCAGAUCAAGGUUGUGCCGUGCCUAAUGUCCCACAAGGCUACCGAGUGUCCGAGUAUCAGUCCUGGAUCAACAGCCAGAUCAGCACCAACCAGCCGGGCUUUAUCACCUUCACGGAGAACAGUUCAGCCUCUGGGAGCGGUACAACCUCUGGGAGCGGUACAACCUCUGGGAACGGUUCAACUUCUGGAACCUCUCACCUGGUUUCCCUCUCGGUUCCUCUGCUGCUGUCCAUCUUACUUGUUGACUUCUACUUCUCUGUCCUUUCAUAGAAAGUUUAAUUAUGAUAAUUAAUGAACCAGGAUAGAGUCAACAUCUUUGUCUCUCUGUCUCCUGGUCUCAUAUUUUGAGCCUUUUGAGAUUAAUUUAUUUAAACAAGCAACAAAAUCUGGUAUAUGAAGGCAUUUUUGUAUCUUUUUAAUGCAAGCAAAAAUGUCGAGAGCAUAUUUGUCACUGCAAUCGAAAAUAAAAUUUGUGAUUAAAAACAAA
Messenger RNA from Micropterus salmoides (largemouth bass), 702 nucleotides. RefSeq names its product chymotrypsin-like protease CTRL-1. The record is from RefSeq and is a predicted model, not a curated record. Gene Ontology annotation, molecular function: serine-type endopeptidase activity. NCBI's taxonomy places the organism in Eukaryota, Metazoa, Chordata, Actinopteri, Centrarchiformes, Centrarchidae. Gene Ontology annotation, biological process: proteolysis.